AUGCUGAUCGAAGAGUGUCCGAUAAUUGACGUCAACGUGAAGGUGUGGCUGUUCUGGUCGUACCUGCGGCAACCACGGCUGGCUCGCUUCCUGGUCGGCUGCAUUCCAGUGGCCAUCCUGAACCUGUGUCAGUUCCUCAAACUCUACUCCUCAUGGGGUGACAUGAGCGAGCUCAUCAUCAACGGAUAUUUCACCGUGUUGUACUUCAAUUUGGUCUUGCGAACGUCCUUUCUCGUGACCAACCGGCGGAAAUUUGAGAAGUUUUUCGAAGGCGUUGCCGCGGAGUACGUCCAACUCGAGAAAAACAACGACAUCCGACCCGUGCUGCAGCAGUACACCCGCCGAGGGCGCAUGCUAUCGAUUUCGAACCUGUGGCUAGGCGUCUUCAUUAGUGCCUGCUUUGUGACCUAUCCUCUGUUUGUGCCGGGGCGCGGUCUACCAUACAGCGUCUCGAUACCGGGCAUAGACGUGCUCGCCUCGCCGACCUACGAGGUCCUGUUUGUGUUGCAGGUUUACCUCACCUUUCCGGCUUGCUGCAUGUACAUUCCGUUCACCAGCUUUUACGCGACCUGCACCCUCUUCGCGUUGGUCCAGAUCGCUGCCCUUAAGCAACGCCUUGGUCGGCUUCGUGAAGCCACUCCUGGAGACAUUAGUCCUGGGGCUUUAUUUCGCGAGCUAAAGGCGUGCCUAAAGUAUCACAAACAAAUCAUCACAUACGUGCAUGACCUCAACUCACUCGUCACCUACCUAUGUCUGCUUGAAUUCCUGUCGUUCGGAAUGAUGCUUUGCGCGUUGCUAUUUCUGCUGAGCAUCAGCAAUCAGUUGGCGCAGAUAAUAAUGAUAGGGUCUUACAUCUUCAUGAUACUCUCGCAGAUGUUCGCCUUUUACUGGCAUGCCAACGAAGUGCUCGAACAGAGCCUUGGAAUCGGGGAUGCCAUCUACAAUGGAGCUUGGCCAAACUUUGAGGAACCUGUCAGGAAGAUGCUCAUACUCAUCAUUGCCCGGGCUCAGCGACCGAUGGCGAUCAAGGUGGGCAACGUGUACCCGAUGACAUUGGAAAUGUUUCAAAAGCUUCUGAACGUUUCCUACUCAUACUUUACUCUGCUGCGACGUGUAUACAAUUAG
Anopheles nili is the source of this 1125-nucleotide messenger RNA. Its product is annotated as odorant receptor Or2. Lineage: Eukaryota; Metazoa; Arthropoda; Insecta; Diptera; Culicidae. Bases 1 to 1125 code for a protein of 374 amino acids. Gene Ontology annotation, molecular function: odorant binding; olfactory receptor activity. Gene Ontology annotation, biological process: detection of chemical stimulus involved in sensory perception of smell; sensory perception of smell. The record is from RefSeq and is a predicted model, not a curated record. Gene Ontology annotation, cellular component: plasma membrane. The transcript is spliced from 7 exons.